Molecule: messenger RNA, 1140 nt
Organism: Cladocopium goreaui
Lineage: Eukaryota; Dinophyceae; Suessiales; Symbiodiniaceae
Source: the annotation of a GenBank genome assembly
AUGUUUCGUUCGACUGUCCCUUGGCACUGCCUGGCACGGCUUUGGCAGACGGCUGUGGCACACGGCUGUGGCACACGGCUGUGGCAAACCACGUUGGAACGCGUGGUCACGGUGAACACGGUCCUGGCGUCCGCGCUGCCUCUGCUGGGCGGCAAGCCGCAGCCGCUGAUGAUCUCCACGAUCUUCGACAAGACGCUGCUCGAGAACGACACCUGGGUUCUUCCCUGGGCCGGAGUGGCCGGAACGAUGACCCUGUGUUUUCUGAUGAAGUGGACAAUGACGACCCUUGCGCUGUCGUCAGCUAUCCCUGCAGGAGUGGUGGCUCCCACCAUGAUCAUCGGAGGAUUGCUGGGCCGCGUCUUUGGCCAUGUCCUUUUGCCUGAGUGGUUUGUAUCAAUGAUCCUCACCAAGGAUGGCCAGCCGCCAACAGAAGAUCAAAAAGGAGCUUUCUUUGCGCGCUGUGCCAUCGUGGGCGCUUCGGCCUUUUGCGCCGCGGUGACGCGCGCCUUUGCCAUGGCCAUCACCGUCUUUGAGGUCUUGGCGUUGCCCAACUCUGUGUUGCCUCUCUGUAGUUCGGCCUUGGCCGCCAUCUUCGUGGCGAACAAGGUUUCCUUGCCUUUCUUUGAUGCCAACUUGGCCACGCGAAAUCUCGGGGGCAUCCCGGCCAUCACCUUCACGGACAAAGCCAUUGAGCCCGUGAUGAAAGUCAUGCAUGUGGUAGAUCUCAGUGAAUGCUUGCCACAGAUUGUUACCCUUCGGCACCUUCUCCAUGUGGUGUCAAAUAGCGACCACGAUUUCUUUCCGAUUGUCAGGCCACUGGACUGGGACACCAGCAACCAGGGCCUUCUGGAGGGGACGAUGACCCGAAGACAAGUCGAGCUUUUGCUGAAGAAGUUGGAUCCCCAUGCAGCGACCCCCGACCGCGAAAUCGAUUUGAUGAAUCCCGAAUUUCAAGCCCCACCAGAUGGCGGCGAGCCUCUGGUGGAGGGAAGCCCGGUGCGGGUGUCACCGGACUGCACCGUGAAGGAUGUGUAUCUUCUCAUGAAAGUGGCUGAGAGUGAUGGUGUCGUCUACGUGACAGACAGGGGCAUCCUGCAAGGGACCAUUACCCUUUCGACCCUCAUGAGCCGCGAGAUCUAA